AUGGCAGAUCUCUGCGCAAAAAGUCGGUUAUCAAUGUUGCUCCAUCUUCUUCUGCUAUGCCUGACGCCUUCUCUGGUCCAAGCGUCGGUGCAUGAGUACCGAGGCGAGAGAUUUAUGUCCAAAGGCAACGCCUUCGUCUUCCAUGGCGGCAGCGAAGGCAUCUACUCCUCUUCUCCCUCCGAUAACUUCACCUCCGACUCCGAUUCCGUUUCCUUUAUCCGUUUCGAGAAGAUCACAUUCCGGAGGCCAGAAGAAGUUUCAAACAGAUCCUCAUUGCCAAUCCACGCCGUCGUGUUUGAGGUAGAAGACCGGGAAAACAUUGGGGGAUCAGCUUAUGGUGGGCAGAGAGCUGUGUGUUGCACAUCUGAUCUUGCGAAGCUCGGUGUUUGCUCUCACGGAGAGAUCAUUCAUCAUCCUUCCGCUAAAGAUUUAGGUUGGCCACAAGUGUUUGGUGUUUCGUUGAACGAGAACGACUUGUCUGGUACGUUGCCAACAAGAUCGAUCCAGAUCACCAGAACCGGAAUGUACAACCUCUACUUCAUCCAUUGCGAUGCUGAUCUCAAGGAUCUGGUUGUUGAAGGGAAAACCAUCUGGAAAAACCCUAGCGGAUACCUACCGGGUAGGAUGGCUCCGUUGAUGUACUUUUACGGCUGCAUGUCCCUUGCCUUUGUGCUUCUUGGCAUCUUCUGGUUCUCGCAGUGUGCAAGAUUCUGGAAGGAAGUGCUUCCGUUGCAGAACUGCUUAACGCUGGUGAUAACAUUGGGGAUGUGUGAGAUGGCGCUUUGGUACUUCGAUUACGCGGAGUUCAACGAGACCGGGGUUAGACCAACCGUGAUCACCAUCUGGGCGGUCACGUUUGGUUCCAUCAAGCGUACAAGUGCUCGUAUUAUCAUCCUGAUGGUUUCGAUGGGAUACGGUGUUGUGAGACCUACGCUUGGAGGAUUUACGUCGAAGGUUGUCAUGCUUGGGGUCACUUUCUUUGUUGCAUCCGAAGGUCUUGAGCUGAUGGAGAACGUCGGUGCUAUUAGCGAUUUCUCCGGGAAGGCUCGGCUGUUUUUCGUUCUCCCCGUUGCGAUAUUGGAUGCUUUCUUCAUCAUAUGGAUAUUCAAAUCGCUCUCCGCUACGUUCAAGAAGCUUCAGGCUAGAAGGUUGUUGGUCAAGUUGGAUAUAUACAGAAAGUUCACAAAUGCUUUGGGUGUGUCCAUUUUGGUUUCCGUGGGUUGGAUUUGCUACGAGCUUUAUUUCAAGUCGAAGGAUGUUUACAACGAACAUUGGCAAAACGCUUGGAUCAUCCCGGCCUUUUGGCAACUUCUCUCCUUCUCACUCCUAAUUGUUAUCUGUUCUCUGUGGGCUCCAUCGCAGAACUCGACUAGGUAUGCAUUCUCUGGAUCUUCUGGUGAUUCAAGCGGGGAGUUUGAGAAGGACGAUUACACGCUGACCCUCAUUAAACCAUCUCCGAUUCCUUCUCACGAAGUCAAGAACCUCUCAGAAACCAGAUCUUUACAAGCUGACAACGAAGAAUCAGACAAAGAUUUGGAAGAAGACAAAAGGGAGUCACGUGAGUUUAGUUUGUACAAUACAAAUGUCAAAGAGACCAAAGCAGCCUUUGUCUUCGGUGGUGUUGUAGUGUUAUCUAUGAAGGACAAGAAUGGAUAA
Molecule: messenger RNA, 1656 nt
Organism: Thlaspi arvense
Lineage: Eukaryota; Viridiplantae; Streptophyta; Magnoliopsida; Brassicales; Brassicaceae
Source: the annotation of a GenBank genome assembly